Messenger RNA from Cyclocybe aegerita, 924 nucleotides. Lineage: Eukaryota; Fungi; Basidiomycota; Agaricomycetes; Agaricales; Hemipholiotaceae. The record is from the annotation of a GenBank genome assembly.
AUGGGGUCGUGCCAUCCCCCUGCACGCGCCCAAUCCUUGGUGCUGUCCGCCUUUCCGUGGCAAUCAGCCGUCAUAGAAAAUCCAUCCGUGACAUUCUCCAGUGAGAAUGACAUGCACGGCUUUGCCUGCCACCUCAAAGUCUUCAAGGAGGCACUAUUCACGCAGAAUACGCAUGAAGUCAAGGACAUCCAAAAACUCCUCGACUAUCGUCCUCUCUACAGCCAAUACCAGUCGGCCGCCGUCAGUGCCCUGGUUGACCAACUCCGUGCAAUCGAUUCAACCCGAAAACCCUCUGCGGCUGCAACAGAGAAGUUUUUCACCUUUGUGGUUGUGUGUCAGUGGCUGGAUAGGCUUGUCUUCAACGAUGGGAAUGCGUUGAGAGCAUACAAGGAAGUACCACAGGUGCCUUUUGAGCGGCAAGUGGAGAAGUACAAGUGGGAUCAUAUCUCCAACUGGCCCAAAAUUCUCACCGACUUUCGCAAGGGGUUCGAGCGCUUUGUGAAGGUGGCAGCGUCUUCAUCUGCUUCUAGCACACACGACGUACACAGCUACAAGAUUGAUGUACGGCAGGGACCCGUCAAGCAACUCAAGGGUCUAGCUCAGCUGGGCAGUGCCAAAGGGAUCACCAAGGCGCUUCACAACAUCGCGCUGGCCGCUCUUCACUUGGGAAGCAUGAACCAGCAACCGGUAUUCAUAACGGGAGAAUGGUCCGAGAAUUUGCCCGACCUGCCUAGCGAUCUCGCUGGACUGCUGAAUUUCUGGCUGUCGGAGCACCCGUUCUCUGCAGACGAUGCUGCCUACCUGCGCGAUCUUUUGCAGAAUGAAAACGCUAGCCACUUGCGCCUGCCUUUCCAGGUGGCUGUCAUGUUGUCGCCCAUUUUUCUCUUCGACAUGGUUCAGUUGCACAAGUGGUCAUGGGAUUGA